GUGAUUGCGUGGCUGCCGGAGUGACCUUUCACACAGCGCUCCUCGGCAAGGUUAACCCUUGGAAUGCGCAGGAGUCUUCCACACGCUCUCCCUAAACACAAGAGAAGAAGCAGGACCACAGUCUGACGACAGAAUGCCUCUACAGCUAAGCUGAUUUAGCUCCAAAUUGCAUCUCUUUUCACAAAAGCACUCCAKGAUCUGGGAGGCUGCAGCCAUGCUCCCUUCCCAGGCUCUCCUGCCCGCUGUGGUGUUUGCACUCGCAGCCCUCCAGGCCCUUGCSUCCGACACCUUCCUGGCAGCCGUGUACGAGCACGCCGUCAUCCUGCCACAGCUCACACAUGAGCCCGUCUCUCACAGCGAUGCUUUGGCCCUGAUGAACAAAAACAUGGMUGUCUUGGAAGGGGCCAUCAAGGAAGCCGCCCAGAAGGGUGCCCGCAUCAUUGUGACUCCUGAAGAUGGCRUCUAUGGGUGGCUGUUCACAAGAGAAUCCAUCUACCCCUACCUGGAGGACAUCCCUGAUCCWGUGGUGGAUUGGAUUCCYUGCACAGACCCCUCAAGAUUUGGUCCAGCACCAGUKCAGGARCGACUCAGCUGCAUGGCCAGAAAUAACUCCAUCUAUGUGGUUGCAAAUAUCGGGGACAAGAAGCCGUGUAACUCCAGUGACCCCGAGUGCCCCAGUGAUGGUCGCUACCAGUACAAUACGGAUGUCGUCUUUGAYCCASAGGGGAAACUGGUAGCUCGUUACCACAAGUAUAAUCUCUUUGUAACAGAAAGACAGUUUAAUUACCCAAAAGAAGCAGAAUUCGUYACCUUUGAGACUCCUUUUGGGAAGUUUGGCAUUUUCACUUGCUUCGACAUCCUUUUCCAUGACCCUGCCGUGGUCCUGGUSAGCAAGAUGCAGGUGGACACCGUGCUCUUCCCGACAGCUUGGAUGAAUUUCCUGCCUUUUCUSACUGCAAUYGAGUUUCACUCUGCCUGGGCUAUGGGCAUGCGUGUCAAUGUUUUAGCUGCCAAUACUCACAACAACAGCAUGGAAAUGACAGGGAGUGGCAUUUAUUCACCGGCUGGAGCCCGAGCAUACUUCUACAACAUGGAAACUGAAGAUGGUCGCCUCCUCAUUGCUGAGCUAGAUGUACACCCUCGUCUUUCUCCUGCCACCCCUCCUGCUGUCACCUGGAAUUCGUAUGCUUUGAGUGUURAAAGGCUCUCACAGAAUGACCAUGAAUUCUCAGGAAUCAUCUUUGAAGAUCACUUUACUUUCACUGAGCUCACUAAACCUGAGGGGAAUCUUACUCUCUGCCAAAAAGACCUCUGCUGUCAUUUGAGCUACAAGAUGACAGAGAAAAGAGUUGAUGAAGUUUAUGUGCUGGGUGUUUUUGAUGGCCUUCAUGUUGUUGAAGGACAGUACUAUAUGCAGGUCUGCRCGCUGCUCAAGUGCCUGAGCACAAACCUGAGCACGUGUGGGGACUCCGUGGAGACGGCUCAGACCAAGUUUGAGAUGUUCUCCCUCAGUGGCACGUUUGGCACCAGCUAYGUGUUCCCAGAAGUGCUGUACAGCGGGGUGCAGCUGGCCCCUGGGGAGUUUGAGGUCCUGAGUGAUGGGCGCUUGAUGAGUAAGACCAAACCAACUAAACCAAUCAUUGCUGUGGCGCUUUUUGGACGGUUUUAUGAAAGGGAUCAUGAGAAACAAGACCCACAACCAACAGACCCKCCCCAUGAUAUGCCCAUAACUGAAGCUCUACACGGUUAAUCUUAUGUCCAGAUGAGAUACAGCUUUGUCUACUACAACAAUCCCAGUUAUGUUUCUUAUUUCCAGUUGCACRAUCUUCUCAUCAAUGGGUUUGGUUUAGUAAUAAUGCAGCAAUAUUAUUGCUACCAUUUAUUGAAAGAAUCUAUUUCURUAUCAUAAAUUACUAAUUUUUGUAAGUGCAAAAGAGCACUUGUUUGUCUCUGCUUGCUGGAUUUUAAUUUUUCUAACCCUCAGAAAACCUAAAGUUCAGAGUAUGCAUUCUUAUUAAAACAGCAUUGCAUAUUUUUUUUUUUUCAUUAAAAAUUAUUAUGGCAUCAGCAAAUAAAACAGUGGAAGAGGUGA
Malurus melanocephalus (red-backed fairy wren) is the source of this 2092-nucleotide messenger RNA. RefSeq names its product pantetheinase-like. Lineage: Eukaryota; Metazoa; Chordata; Aves; Passeriformes; Maluridae. The transcript is spliced from 8 exons. The record is from RefSeq and is a predicted model, not a curated record. Gene Ontology annotation, molecular function: hydrolase activity, acting on carbon-nitrogen (but not peptide) bonds, in linear amides. The coding region runs from base 215 to 1750 and encodes 511 amino acids.